Messenger RNA from Pectinophora gossypiella (pink bollworm), 3295 nucleotides. It is a transcript of the gene ChT, whose product is annotated as high-affinity choline transporter 1. Gene Ontology annotation, cellular component: plasma membrane. The transcript is spliced from 10 exons. The record is from RefSeq and is a predicted model, not a curated record. The coding region runs from base 417 to 2201 and encodes 594 amino acids. Gene Ontology annotation, biological process: transmembrane transport; choline transport; acetylcholine biosynthetic process. Gene Ontology annotation, molecular function: choline:sodium symporter activity. NCBI's taxonomy places the organism in Eukaryota, Metazoa, Arthropoda, Insecta, Lepidoptera, Gelechiidae.
ACAUUUGAGCACGUGAACGGCACAUCCCCCACGGCAUGUGGCCCCGACCAGUUACGUAACGCGGGCCAACACCGGAUUUUUCAUGUCUGUGGAGAGGGGAACGCGCGCUCAUGUGCGGGCUAAGCUUUAGGACCAGGAACAGCCCUUCGCAGAAAACUUCCCUCCGAUGGGGCGACAGCUGCGGCCCGCGCCCCAGGCCUAGCGCUCCGCCCGCCGCCGCCAGGAACUGAUCAUACGCGUUCUCGAUACUAAUAUUUAGAUGAAUAUAUUUUAGAUGGUUCGUGUUUCUAUACUCGCAUGGUCACCACGUUGAUUUGGUAAUUAGACAGUGCGGACACGGAGUGUCAGUUGUGAACUUUCCGUGGGUUAUCGACGGAGCUACUUGUGAUACACGGCGAUCAGCGUAAUCAUCCAAGAUGAUCAACAUAGCGGGCGUGGUGUCGAUCAUCCUGUUCUACGUGCUGAUCCUGGCGGUGGGCAUCUGGGCGGCGCGCAAGAAGCCGGCUGGCAACGACUCGGAGGAGGAGGUCAUGCUGGCCGGGAGGUCCAUCGGCCUCUUCGUCGGCAUCUUCACCAUGACAGCGACGUGGGUGGGCGGCGGGUACAUCAACGGCACGGCCGAGGCGAUCUACACCUCCGGCCUGGUGUGGUGCCAGGCGCCCUUCGGGUACGCCCUCUCACUCGUCUUUGGCGGCAUAUUCUUCGCGAACCCGAUGCGCAAGCAGGGUUACGUGACGAUGCUGGACCCGCUGCAGGACUCGUUCGGCAGCCGCAUGGGCGGUCUACUGUUUCUGCCUGCUCUGUGUGGGGAGGUCUUCUGGGCUGCAGGCAUCCUGGCUGCACUUGGCGCGACGCUGGCCGUGAUAAUCGACAUGGAUCACCGCACGUCUGUCAUCUUCAGCGCAUGCGUGGCUGUGUUCUACACACUGUUCGGCGGACUCUACUCCGUGGCCUACACUGACGUCAUCCAGCUCUUCUGCAUCUUCAUCGGCCUCUGGAUGUGCAUCCCCUUCGCCUGGGCCAACCCCAGCGUCAAGCCGCUCUCCUCUAUGGAGGUGGACUGGAUUGGACGGGUUGAUCCGUCGUAUUACUGGUUCUAUCUGGAUUACGGCCUCUUGUUGAUCUUCGGAGGGAUUCCUUGGCAGGUUUACUUCCAACGCGUGCUGAGCAGUAAGACGGCAGGACGCGCGCAGGUGCUGUCAUACGUGGCGGCCAUCGGCUGCAUCUUCAUGGCCAUCCCCCCUGUGCUCAUCGGAGCCAUCGCCAAGGCCACAGCGUGGAACGAGACGGAGUACCACGGGCCGCUAACCCCGAACGGUGAGCUGACCUCCGACCAGACUUCCAUGAUCUUGCCGCUGGUGCUGCAGCACCUCACUCCUGACUUCGUGUCCUUCUUCGGGCUGGGAGCCGUCUCCGCCGCCGUCAUGUCCUCUGCCGACUCCAGUGUGCUCAGCGCCUCCUCCAUGUUUGCCAGGAACGUAUACAAGCUGAUCUUCCGCCAGCGAGCGUCGGAGAUGGAGAUCAUCUGGGUGAUGCGCGUGAGCAUUCUGGUGGUGGGCGUGCUGUCUACCAUCAUGGCGCUGACCAUCCCCUCCAUCUACGGACUCUGGUCAAUGUGCUCGGACCUGGUGUACGUGAUACUGUUCCCGCAGCUGCUGAUGGUGGUGCACUUCAAGCACCACUGCAACACGUACGGCUCCUUGGCGGCCUACAUCGUGGCGCUGUUGGUGCGCCUGAGUGGCGGCGAGAAGAUGCUCGGGUUGCCGCCGCUUAUCCACUACCCCGGCUGGGACCCCGAGAGCGAGGUUCAGCUGUUCCCCUUCCGCACCAUGGCGAUGGUACUGUCCUUGUUCACGCUGGCGUUCAUAUCCUGGCUCUCCGUGUACUUAUUCAACUCCGGGUACCUGAGCCCGGAGUCGGACUACUUCAACUGCGUGGUGAACAUCCCUGAGGACAUCCGGAGAGUGGACGAGCCCUCUGAGGCCGGCGAGCAGAUGUCAGUACUCGGGGGGGUGCCGGGCAAGUUGUACGGCGCUGCUUCCACGCUGGUCGGCCCUGACGAGAAGUCCGGCAGGAUUAAUCCAGCUUUAGAAGCCGAUGACGAUGACCUAGACGACCCAAAUGAUGGACCCACUCCCCUCUUCGGGUCCAGCAGCGCCCCCCCGCCGGUCCAGCCCUUCGGCAAACAAACGGCUUUCUGAGACGACGCCCUCUUCUACUAAUCAGUAGACCGGGCCCGCGCGACAACGGAACGAGAUAUAUUUUACGAUGAUUUUACUAUAGCUAAUAAACCUUUCUUUCGUGAAACGUUCGUUACAUCGAAAUGUACCCACGAGUGUCAGUAUGUUUCAGCGUCAGUGUAUGCUCAACGUUUACAUAUCAUGUCUAUCUUCCGUCAAGCACACUUUUGUAUGUAACAUAGUAACUUAUACAGUUUUAUUUGUAAUGUUAAGUGUAGCACAUACUCGUACAUAGCUCGCCGUGUGACGUAGGACACGGCGGUCGAAGCAAUAGUGUACGUACUAGUCGAUGUAUGGAAAAAUAAGCAAUGUUACCUUGUAGAGGGGGGUGCGCGCCGCGCCGGCGGUCGUCGAACAUGUUGAAACUUAAAGAGUUGUACUCGAUUCGUUCCUUUACAUUUUAUUGGAAAGACAUAAUAUGAAAUUAAAGAAACGGACUAAGAAAUCUUUAAAUGAAAAGAAAAUAUUCCAAUGUGUGAAAAUGAUGAAGGAACGACGGCCGGGCGGCGCGACUCGAUCUAAUUUAAAUAUAAUAUACUUAAACGAAAUGAUAAUGCAACUCAUACAUAUCAAAAUGUGAAUUAAACGUCGUUGUUAGAGAGAUAUAUACUUAUAUACAUACAUAUAUUAUUUAUAUUGAAGAGGAUUCCUUAUUUAAGUCAAUUAAUGUAGAGGAAUGGGCACUGUAUGUUCGUGCUUGUAGGGCGCGCUACGCGCCGCGCCGCGCGGUGACCACACUACGUGUCGUGCGCAACUGAUGUUGGAGGCCUAAUCCAGGUGGCGCUGGUGAUACACGCGGCGUGAGGUACGAGAAGCAGCGCCGGGUGUGUCGCGACGAUAUUAUCAAUCGCAGCUCGCGGGUGCGGGGGGGUUAACGAAUUUCUUUGGCUUUCAGCACCUGACCACUGUUAUUUAUAACGCGCGGCGCGUGAUCCGAGCGUUAAUCGCGCUAUCUGGACUUGGCCUUACUAGGAGGAUGAGUCGGCAAAUAUAAAAUAUAUUAUAUCGCUUUAAAAGCAUACAUAUCAUGUUAUUGAGCUCUGUUAAUAAUUAUA